Molecule: messenger RNA, 1028 nt
Organism: Gigantopelta aegis
Lineage: Eukaryota; Metazoa; Mollusca; Gastropoda; Neomphalida; Peltospiridae
Product: zinc finger CCHC domain-containing protein 9-like
Exons: 6
Coding region: 151-987 (278 amino acids)
Molecular function (GO): nucleic acid binding; zinc ion binding
Source: RefSeq, a predicted model, not a curated record
AAUCGGUCUAUGUUUUAUUGCGGAGUUUCAGGGGAUGAACGAAGAUACUUCCGCAAACAAAAACACGUGUUAAAUUUUAUAAUUAAGAUUGUUUGGGUUUUAUGUCAGUAACGUUUUCUUCUGCUGUAAUCUGACAAACGUUAAACAGCGAUGACUCGAUUUGCAAGAAGUUCUGACUCUAACAAGAAGACACCUUUAGAUGCCACAAAAUGGGAGGAGAUGACCAAAAAGAAGAAAUUUGAAAAUAAAGAAAAACAAAAACAAACAAAAACAGCAACACCAAAACAAGAACAUUCAGGUAACGAUGCACCCACAACUUCAAAUGAUUCAGGGAAUACAGUAAAGAAAGUAAAGACUAAAUCUUCAAAGACAUCUCCCAUGAAAGGUGACCAGUCUGACGGUAAAAAGCAAUUUUCAAACUCCAGUAACUGGAAGGGUGUUAAGAAAGGUGGACAGUGGACGGAUGCUAAGGAAAGACACAUUGCGAAAGUCUUCAAGAAAGAAUACAGUCGAGAACACCGGCGCAUGAAGAGAAUCCAACAGAAGCAGGCUGAAAAGGUGUGUUACAACUGCAGACAGCCGGGUCACAAGAUGCAGGACUGCGUGUUUUUAAAGGAGUCAACAGAUCAAGGGACGGGGAUCUGUUUUAAGUGUGGAUCAACUGAACACUCUGCUGGGGAAUGUUCCGUCAAACUCCCACCAGGUGAAUACCCGUUUGCGAAAUGUUUCAUAUGUGGAGAGAUGGGCCACAUCACAAGACAAUGUCCAGACAACCCAAGAGGACUUUAUCCAAAAGGAGGCUGUUGUCGGAUAUGCAGUUCUGUCGACCAUUUCAUGAAAGACUGUCCAGAGCGACUUGCUGAACAAGGUAUUGCAAGUGAAACAGUAGGCAGAAUUUCAGAAGAGCAAAGUAUAGAUGCAGAAGUUUCGGCCACAGAAAAGAUUCCCAAAGCAAAGAAAAAAAGACCCAAAGUUGUUAAGUUUUGAUUAGUAUUGACCAUGAAUUCUUAUUAAAUUAUAAAAUGAAA